UUAUUGCGUCCAGCCUCAGCCCGAAAGCCCCACGAAGAAGAGCUCGCAGACGCGGUCGGAAGCUAAACAGCUGUUCAAGAUGUCCCUGAGAGCUGCGCUGAGAAACAAACACGCGGUGACAGGUCUAUUCUCUCAGUUGUCCUCCUGCAGCAGUCAUGUCAGAGUGCGUGGCUCUCCUGUCCUCGUCACUCAGCAGAGGAAAAGCUCCACCACACCCAGGAUCAAAGUGGAGUUUAACCAAAGCACUGGUGUGGCGAUAAUGCACAUGCAGAGUCCUCCUGUCAACAGCCUGAGUUUAGAUUUCCUCACUGAAUUCUGUAUCGGCGUGGAGAAGCUGGAGAUGGACAAGAGUUGCCGAGGCCUCAUCAUCACCUCGAGCCAGCCUAAGGUGUUCUCCGCUGGGCUGGACAUCAUGGAGAUGUAUGGGAAAAGUCCAGAGCGCUGUGGAGAGUUCUGGAGAGCUGUUCAGGAGAUGUGGCUGAAACUCUAUGGCUCCAACAUGGCCAUUAUAGCUGCAGUCAAUGGUUCCAGCCCAGCAGGAGGCUGUCUCAUCGCCAUGACAGCUGACUACAGAAUUAUGGCAGACAACCCUCGUUUCAGCAUUGGCCUUAAUGAGACUCAGCUCGGCAUUGUAGCUCCUUUUUGGUUUAAGGACACUAUGGUAAAUACAGUGGGCCAUCGGUGCUCAGAGAUGGCACUGCAGAUUGGACUACUUUACAACCCUUCAGAGGCCCUCAGGAUAGGACUGGUGGACCAGCUGGUACCUGAAGACCAAGUUCUCUCCACAGCCACACAGACUAUGACCAAGUGGUUAGCCAUUCCAGACCACGCCAGACAACUCACCAAGACCAUGAUGAGGAAACCGACUAUCGACAAGCUGACGUCCAGCAGAGAGACUGACAUCCGUCACUUUGUCAGCUUCAUCACCAAAGACUCCAUUCAGAAGUCGCUGGCCAUGUAUCUGGAGAUGCUGAAGAAGAGAAAAGGCUAGAAGAGAGAGGGCAGCAUAUACAGUACAGCCUCACAUGCACACGGUAGACUGUCGCUAGGGAGACUUAACCACCUCUGCCUUUAGUUCAUCAGUUCAUCUUCAUAACAAAGGAGCAUGUGUCCCACACACAUUUACCUUACCUGGUGAAGUUAAGACAUUCACAGAAUAGAUUAGUGCUAAUGAUAGUAUUCUACUGUCUAAAUGAAGUAGCUAUGUUAAAAAAUGAACCUAAGAAAUCCCCCCAGUUUAAUUUCAUACUCCAGUAACUACGAAGACGGUAAAUCAUUUUGUAAAUUGAGUGUGUAGCAGUUAUGUAUCUUUAUCUCUUUACCGUUGGUGCUGUCAGACUGUGUGUUUACCUUUAAUGACAGUAAAUGGUUUUCAACUUUUCACUGUUCUGUGUAUGUAUUUCACUGCAGCACAACAGUUACAGCACUACAACACAAUAAGGUGUUUUUUUGGAGUGGGAGUGUACUAGGUUCUUCUUAAGCAUAUGUUAAACAGCCUUCAUUUGAAUAAAGUAACACAGAUUUAACAUUCAAGGCAGGCAGUAAUAGACCAGCAAGUGUCCUGCAAGCUAAAAAUGCAGGUUUCUUCAUAGACUUUGGUUUACGAAGUGACUCAAAGUCCAGUUUCCUGUCAGAAAAAGCUUAACAUCUGAACUAUAUCUUAAGAAUAAUUCAAGUGAAGAAAAUCCAAUCUUCUUCAGUCUGUGGCUGCUUCUCGUGUCGUAGAUGCUGAAUUUGUGUAAGCAGCUCGUACCAGCCGACUCCAGAGUGUCACAUUUAAGCUGUGCGUUAAUAGUCAUUGUUUGGGGAGAGUCUUUAAACAAUUAUUCUUUGUGUGUCUUCACUGUUUAAAGUGCCUGACUUUUCUGUACCUUUUUAAAAAUCCUUGUCAAAAAGCCUUUGGCAUCUCUACACUUGUUGUCUACGUUCACUUUUUUCAGCCCGUCUGCUUGUCGUGAAUACAUUAAUCUGGUUGAUGGGUUCAAUGCUGUGAUUAAAAACUUCUGUCAGAUCA
Molecule: messenger RNA, 2014 nt
Organism: Solea solea (common sole)
Lineage: Eukaryota; Metazoa; Chordata; Actinopteri; Pleuronectiformes; Soleidae
Gene: eci1
Product: enoyl-CoA delta isomerase 1
Exons: 7
Coding region: 80-991 (303 amino acids)
Biological process (GO): fatty acid beta-oxidation
Cellular component (GO): mitochondrion
Molecular function (GO): enoyl-CoA hydratase activity
Source: RefSeq, a predicted model, not a curated record